This is a messenger RNA of Ictidomys tridecemlineatus (thirteen-lined ground squirrel), 1330 nucleotides long. The record is from RefSeq and is a predicted model, not a curated record. Lineage: Eukaryota; Metazoa; Chordata; Mammalia; Rodentia; Sciuridae.
GAGAAGCCAAUCAGCGUCACCGCUGUUCAGGUUUUAAAGUCCCCACCCGCCGGCCGAGUCCCAGAUCUCCACAGAGCUGCAGGAUGCGGGUGAUGGCCCCACGAACGCUGCUCCUGCUCCUGUCAGGGGCCCUGGCCCUGACCGGGACCUGGGCGGGCUCCCACUCCAUGAGGUAUUUCUACACCUCCGUGUCCCGCCCCGGCGGGGAGCCCCGCUUCAUCGUCGUGGGCUACGUGGACGACUCGCAGUUCGUGCGCUUCGACAGCGACGCCGAGAAUCCCAGCGUGGAGCCCCGGGCGCCGUGGAUAGAGCAGGAGGGGCCCGAGUACUGGGAGCGGGAGACACGGAACUUCAAGGGCACGGCACAGACUUUCCGAGUGAACCUCAACACGGCGCUGCGCUACUACAACCAGAGCGCGGGCGACCCCCCGAAGACACAUGUGACUCACCACCCUAGCCCUGACGGGGAUGUCACUCUGAGAUGCUGGGCCCUGGGCUUCUACCCUAAGGAGAUCACCCUAACUUGGCAGCGGGAUGGAGAGGACCAGACCCAGGACAUGGAGCUUGUGGAGACCAGGCCUGCAGGGGAUGGAAACUUCCAGAAAUGGGCAGCUGUGGUGGUGCCUGCUGGAGAGGAGCAGAGAUACACAUGCCAUGUGCAUCAUGAGGGGCUGCCUGAGCCCCUCACCCUGAGAUGGGAGCCACCCCCUCAGGCCACCAUCCCUGUCAUGGGAAUUGUUGCUGCUGUGAUUGUCCUUGUUGUCACUGGAGCUGUGGUCGGUUUUAUCUUGUGGAGAAAGAAAAACACAGGAGUAAAGAAAGGGCCCUAUGCUCCAGCUGCCUGUAAUGACAGUGCCCAGGGCUCUGAUGUGUCUCUCACUGCUGAGAAAGUGUGAGACAGCUGCCAUCUGUGGGACUGAGCAGUACAGGAUUUCUUCAGUUCUCUUCCUGCUCUCUACUGCAGUUUCAAGAGUUCCUGGCUACUCCUUGUGCAGCUGGCAUCUGAUUGUGUCUUUGUGCCUGUGUUCCUACAAUCAUAAUGUGAGGCAAUGGAGAGAGGAGCACAUCCCUGGUCACCAGGCCCCCUCCCCACACUGUUCUCUUCCUCAAUCAACUUUCCUCUGUAGCUGAUGUGGGGCUGGGAUGUCUUCAUUCCUGAUUUAGCUUUAUGUUGCUCUGAAUUGCAGCGUCUUCCUCCCCUUUUGGAAAAUCGAAUGUGGAUAUUGAUUAUAUUUCAAAUUUGUGCCACAAAAUAUGUUGAUGGGCUAAUUAAAUGAGAAGAGGAUUCCUAAAAUUUCUGAGAGAAAAUAAAACCUGAAACCUUCCAGAA